Messenger RNA from Gekko japonicus, 1424 nucleotides. It is a transcript of the gene SPTSSB, whose product is annotated as serine palmitoyltransferase small subunit B. Lineage: Eukaryota; Metazoa; Chordata; Lepidosauria; Squamata; Gekkonidae. Gene Ontology annotation, cellular component: serine palmitoyltransferase complex. The coding region runs from base 80 to 370 and encodes 96 amino acids. Gene Ontology annotation, molecular function: serine C-palmitoyltransferase activity. The transcript has 2 exons. Gene Ontology annotation, biological process: ceramide biosynthetic process; endoplasmic reticulum organization. The record is from RefSeq and is a predicted model, not a curated record.
UUGUUCAGCAACUUGUUUGUCUGCUUUACUAAAAACUAAUAGAUCGAGGCAGCUUCCAGAGUACAAGAUGUGAAGCUAGAUGUUCACUGCAUUCUGUGAGGUUUCCCAAAGCUGCUCUGACCCAGCGAUGGACCUCAAGCGAGUGAAGGAUUACAUCUAUUGGCUGUAUUACCAGUAUCUCCUGAUCUCCUGCAGUUAUGUCCUUGAGCCCUGGGAACAAUCCAUGUUCAAUACAGUCAUAAUCACGGUGGUCGGCAUGGUGGUGUACACUGCUUACGUCUUCAUUCCCAUCCACGUCCGCCUGGCUUUUGAGUUCUUCUCACAGAUGUUUGGAAGCCAACCCGAAAGUACUGCUUCGCUCAUGAACUGAACCUGCCAGCACCAAAAGCAACUUUUGCAUCCCGUUAAAAAAAAAUUUUUUAGUCUUCCUCAUCUUUUUCUCCUUUACUAUGUGUGGGAAGCCAUUCUGAAAGACACACAUGUGGUCCACAGAUGCCACUUCCACUUAACCAAUAGGGGCUAUCUUUGGCCUGCCUGUGGGCUGGCUAGUUCUCCUUGAAAUGCAGCGACACUUUCUAUCCUGGAAAAGUAACACAACCCUUCUGGACUGGGUUGCUUUGCUAAGUCCAUAGGGAUUGCAUUCCACAUAUGGCAGGUCUCCAGUCUAAUGCCUUGAAAAUCUGUUUCCCUUAUCCCGUUUCUUUAUCCUUAGGCUUGCAUGCGUCAUGCUCCACUAUUAUGCACCCUUCUUUUGCAGGACAACCCUAAGUAAUGUUACACCAUUGAAGUCAGUGGGUUGUGAAGGGUGAAAAUCUGCUUGGCACUGUUAAUGAGCACGAUCAUUUUUAGCAGCGUCCAGAUCUUUGGACGUAUUUGUGAAGGCAUAAACAAGAGCCCAGUCACCGUUUCUACAUUUUAAACUUUCCUUAUAAAAAUGCUUUGUUCUUUUUUUAAAAAAACGUUUUUUUUAUUUUACACCAAAGAGAAGGAAAUAAAAAAUAUAAAUAACAUGGUGACAAGCCUAUAGAUGAGCAUAUAUAAAAUAUUUCCAAAUAUCUAAAAAUAUGUCCAUGCACAAUUAUAAUUUAUGUGCCAUACAGUCAAACAUUGAUAAGGUUCUAAGGUCUUCAAUUCAUUGGAUUACUGGAGGUGGGCAUUUAUCUCUCUAGUGUUUUAUCAUAAGCCUUCUAACAACAUUUUCGUUGAUCAUCAGCUAGUCUCCAGGAUCCAGGCAAAUAGUUUCAAUCAUCCUCAAAAAUCAAUGAAUACUAUAAUACAAAACUGAUGAGAGCAAUUACUGCCUCCCCAAAAGAUCAAACAACUGGACAGGCCCAGAGCGUCUUUUACAAGACACAUCUGGUAAGUUGCAGCACAAGCAAGUAGACACUUUACCUUUGUUGUUGUUCAGUCGCACAGUCGAGUCC